Molecule: messenger RNA, 3851 nt
Organism: Nilaparvata lugens (brown planthopper)
Lineage: Eukaryota; Metazoa; Arthropoda; Insecta; Hemiptera; Delphacidae
Gene: Cdc16
Product: cell division cycle protein 16 homolog
Exons: 12
Coding region: 162-2039 (625 amino acids)
Biological process (GO): cell division
Molecular function (GO): protein binding
Source: RefSeq, a predicted model, not a curated record
AGGUUGUUUUUGCUUUUUGUUGACUUUUUGUUAUUCUAAGGUUAUGUUAUGUCACAUAACUUAUGUGCUAUGUGUUGAAUUUCGUUUGUUAUUUUACAGACUGAUAAAAUCAUAUAAUUUUUCUAUCUUACGUAAUCAGAAUUCAAAAUAUAAAGCUUAAUAUGGCUGGUGAAAAUUCCAUCGACGAUGAUGGAUCAAAAAAUCUUAAUAUAGAUGGUUAUAGAAAAUUAAUUCGCACAUACAUUGAUCUUCACUUGUACAACUCGGCUCUAUUCUGGGCUGAUAAGGUGGUGAGUUUAAGUGGUGAUGAUCCCAGCGACAUCUAUUGGUUGGCGCACUGCAUGUUUCUCAUGAAACAAUAUCAUCGUGCCUCGUUGCUCAUCAAAAAUAAAGGACUUCAUAAGACGAAUAAACUUUGCCAAUACCUAGCCGGUCGCUGCCUUCUGGAAGCGAAAGAGCUGAGCGAAGCGUUGGCCAUUGUGUCAGGAGGUGACGCCAACAACACCAGUUUCAGUGUGCCCGCUGUCAGCAGUCCUGUUGAUGAGUCCUUCAAUAUGGAGGGAACUUCCAUUCUUGGAUACAAUCUACAAAGCGCCCUGCUCUACUUGAAAGGGCAGAUCUACGAGGCGUCGGACAAACGAGGUCUGGCCUGCGACUGCUACAAGCAAGCACUGCAUGAGGACGUGCACUGCUACAAUGCCUUCGAAGCGCUUGUCAAGCAUCAGAUGCUCUCUGCUUCUGAAGAAAAAGAGUUGCUGGACUCGCUACCUCGCGGAGAAGACGACAAGAUAGUGACGUACAUCUAUGAAAGCCUGCUGAACAAAUACCAGGCCGUGCCUGAGGCGCCGCCUGCCAGCACCCUGCACCAGUGCCUCGAGGACAACCUCGACAUGACCGUCGCAAAGGCCGAGCGUUUCUUCUACGCUUGCUCCUACAAACAGUGCAUCAGAAUUACUGAAGAAGUACUGAAAAAGGAUCCUUACCACACAUCAUGCUUACCAAUUCAUAUAAGCUGUUUAGUUGAAUUGAAAAAGACCAAUAAACUCUUCUACCUUGCCCAUGAUCUUGUCGACUUACAACCAGAAAGUGCAGUCAGUUGGUUCGCUGUAGGUUGCUAUUAUUAUCUUAUAGGUAAGAGCGAUCCAGCCAGGAGGUAUCUGGGAAAAGCGACUUCGCUGGACAGGCUAUUCGGGCCGGCGUGGCUCGCCUACGGUCACUCCUUCGCCUCUGAAAAUGAGCACGAUCAAGCCAUGGCGGCUUACUUCAAGGCAUCGCAGUUGAUGAAAGGAUGUCACCUGCCUCUCCUCUACAUAGGUUUAGAAUGUGGUCUUACAAACAAUAUUGAUCUCGCUGAAAAGUUCUUCUCUCAGGCGCAAAAUAUUGCUCCUAAUGAUCCGUUUGUUAUCCACGAAAAAGGCGUUGUUGCUUUCCAAAAUCGAAGAUACCAUGAAGCUGAGUCAUUAUUCAAAUCGGCUCUAGAUAAAGUGCUUGAUAUCAGCGAUCAUAAAAAGAAGAUUGCUGAAAAAUGGGAACCACUGUUGAAUAAUUUGGGGCACACUUCCCGCAAACUACACAAAUACAGUGAAGCUCUCGGCUAUCAUCAACAAGCGCUGCUGCUGGCUCCCCUGAACCCGUCGACGCUGUCCUGCAUUGGGUUCGUGCAGGCGCUGCUCGGCAGGAACGCGGAGGCGGUGGAGACCUUCCACAAGGCCCUGGGUCAGCGGCGCGACAACUCCUUCAGCACCACCAUGCUCAACUAUGUCAUGGAGCAGCUCAUGGAGGAGACGCCGCCGUUUGCAGGCGCUGAUUCACAAGAACACCUAGAUAUCCUUAACACGGUUGGCACGUCAAAAAUGUUCAAAAUCAAAAUGGAGGACGAACAGUCGGGGAGUGCGGCCGGAAGUCCGUGGCUGGGCGACGAGACGCCGGUAGCGAACCGCACGACACCCAGCACCUUCGUGUCGCCAUCACCCGGACAGAGUCGCUCCAUCGACGAGGUCGAGAUGCAGGACAGCUUCCAAGACGAGAAUACGUCCUAGUGCGCUAAUUACUGGACUCUUGUGCUCUUCAAAUAAUCACAAAACUACCACACUCUGGUUCCUUAUUUUGUACAGAUGUUUUAUUUCCCCCGUAAAUCUGUUGGAAGAUUCAAGAUGAGAAUAUUCUGUAGUACAAAAAUAAGUGAAGGAGUUUUUAAGACUAGAAUACGUCCUAGUGCGGUAAUAACUGGACUCUUGUGCUUUUCUAAUAUUCACAAAAAAUACCACACUCUUGUUCCAUAUUUUGUACAGAUCAUUUCAUUUAUCCGGUGAAUCGGAUGGAAGAUUCUAAAUGGAGUAUUCUGUAGUGCAGAAAUAAGUGAAGGAGUUUUCAAGACUAGAAUACGUCCUAGUGCGGUAAUAACUGGUCUACUCUGCUCUAGAACUGUCCGCUCAAAUGGUUCUGGUACCUUAUUUCUGUACAAAAUGUUUACUUGUAACGAAUAAUUUGACGGAAGAUUUCAAGAUGAGAAUAAGUCCUAGUGCGGAAAUAACUGGAUUAACUCACUCUAGAAAUACUGUUUACAAAUAGUACCGGACUGUUCCUGUUUGUUUAGUUUCAUACAAAUUGUUUACUGCUUUACUCUAGAACUUGAACAGUAGAACUAUUCAUGAAAGUAUUGGACUGUUUCGGUUUCAACUGUUUCUUUUUGUUCGUUUGUUCCGACGAAAAAAAUUGAAUAGUUUUAAAAAUUGAAGUGCAUCUAAGGGCGCGACGAGUAACUUGACUGUUCUGCUCUAGAACUAUUCACAAAUUGUAGUAUAUGGUUCUGGCUGCUUAUUUGUACAAAUUGUUUACUUGUAACUAUUAGUUCGAUGGAAGAAAUCAGAACAAAUCGAAUACUGUUUCAGUUUAUUAUAUUCUAAUACUAUUCGCUAAUAGUAACAGACUGGUUCUGUAGUUUUGUACACAUUGUUUAACUCUCCAAUAAAAGCAGUGGAAAAAAAUGCAUGUCCUUAUCAAGGAUAAAACGUUUACUCAAUCCUUAAUUUUGGAAUUGAGAAAUGCUUCAAUAUUUUAAAUUUGCAAAUACUGUAUUUUCAAUUUUGUGGGGAAAAUCAAAACAUUGUGAAAGAGCGAAUAAAUGUGACGAGACAUUAACACAUUAAAGAUACGAACGUCCAUUGAUUUCUAUGUGUUGAAACUCAUUCAAAGAUUUAAAGCUGGUCAACAAUUAAAUAACUUGAACGAAAAUUGAAUGUAAAUAUAUGUUUACAUACGUAUGCGUACCUGUACAAAGGAUUAUUUUCGAAAUUGAGAAAAAAACACACGUAUUUGGAAGAUUUGAUUUCGUGAUUCAUCUGGGUUCAAGGUCUGUAUACUUCAAGAAAUACAGUACUUUUUCAAAAUAGCUUUUACCUUAUUUUAUUUAUUUAUUUAUUAUUCCAGAAGUUAUCACAACCAUAAAUUUUAAUAUUUUGGUAAACAUUGAUUUACUUGUUUCAAUUAUAAUGCUAACCAUUUAUAAUUAAUUUUGUAUUACUUGAAUUAAAUAAUAGUUGCUCUGUUCUUUUUUGCUUUAAAAUUUCCCUGCUCGACUGAGUUCUAAAAUAUUGUAAAAACUGAGAGUAUCAUCUUUUUGAUCAUAAAAAGUUAUGUCAAGUAGUUGUGACAAGCAUAGCUGUUAUCAUUUUCCAUAAGUAAAGCAUAUUAUUUCUACUGUAUAUACAAUACUGUAUAAACAAUAUUUAUUUUUUUCAUCGAGUUAUUGUAAUCUUCGUCAAAAGAAAGGAAGUGCAAUGUGCAUGAUUGUUCAGUCAAUUAUUCAAAAAUGUUAAUAGUUAAUGUUCAAUACAGAUGAGUCAAAAUCA